Messenger RNA from Cuscuta epithymum, 1639 nucleotides. The record is from the annotation of a GenBank genome assembly. Lineage: Eukaryota; Viridiplantae; Streptophyta; Magnoliopsida; Solanales; Convolvulaceae.
AAAAACAUUGCUGGCUACUACAUGAAUUGUGAGUACGGAGCACAUAUAUGAUUUAUCUCCUUAGCUACCAAGCUUCUUCCCUAUAAAUUGGAAUCUACCUUAGCCAAUAUGGCAAUAUCCAUCUCUUCUAAUAAAUAAACCACGAAUUGAAAACAUGAUGACGGCUCUUAACCUUCAUCAUAUCCAAUCUCUUUUCUUCUUCUUGUCCUUUCUUCCCUUAAUAGCCUUUUCAUUAAGACACUUCCCUUCACAGCCAGUAUUGGGCAGCGACGGGAAGGAGCUCAAGCUCGGGAAGCCAUACUACGUCUUCUCCACCCUCUUCCCCAAGGCACACGGGUUAUGCCUCGUGGACAACGCCGACUGCCCCGAUGAUGUCAUCGAGUGCCCCUCCUUCUACACUAACCUCAUCGGCCUGCCCAUCACCAUCUCUCCCCUCAGCCCGAGCGAGGACACCAUCGUCCGAGAAGAUACUCCAUACCACAUCAGCUUCCCCUCUGCCAUUAGCCAAAACUGUAGCGAUGAAAAUCUCUGGUACAUAAAAGAAGACGAGAUCCCAAACAAGGAAUUCGUGGCAAUAGGCCCCGAGAGUCAAGCGGAGGAAUUUAAGAUCCAGAAAGUUUUGGGCGGGUACAAGAUCUCAUACUGUGUGCUGAUUCCGAUUCCGCCCACGCCCGUUUGUUACGGAAUCGGGUUGAUACCGCAAAACGGGUAUAACCGUUUGGGUAUCGGGCUGGGUGUCAAUCUGACCCAGUUUUACUUUACUAAUAAUGUUACACACGUACACAACCAUCACCAGGCUCCAGCCCUUCCCGAAGUGGUCAACAACAAGCUACCCAGUAAUCAUCAAGUUAGCUAGCUAAUUAAGCUACAAUUAAUAACAUAUAAGUAAUAUAUGUACGUUGAUCGAGUUAAUUAUUAUCGAAUUUGUGGCGUGUUUUUUUGAAGUUUGCUUUUUGAUUUUUAAACAUGCGGCAUACAAUAAUAAUUUGUUUAAUUUAUUGUUCACCUUUCGCUUUGUACUAGCGUACAACUAUACGUAAAUUGUAUCAGCUGGUUUUGUUAUAUUUCUUUUGGAUUUGGAUUUUGGAACCUUUAUAAUGUAACGACGUACCAUCAUUCACAUACAGUUAAUUUUAUAAAUUAAAAGAGACGACUUCUUAUAUUGUGGUUUUAUUUAUGUACCAGUGUAAUGAGGUUCAUGUAUGCUAGUUUGACCGGUUCAAUGGAAUUUAGACUAUCGUAUGAUGAAAACCAAUUCGAGCUCUCCUUGUCUAUAAAUAUUUAUACAUGUAUAGAGUAUGAUUUUUUUUGUUAAAAGAUGUACCCGUAGUAUUAUUUCAUCAAACAAUAUCAUUUAUUUGAGGGGAGGCAACUCCCAUGUAAGGUGAAGAGAGUGUUUGCAAUUGCUUCAACUUUAAAAAAGUGAUUUUUUAAAGUGAUUUUGGGAAAAAUGAUUAAUAGUAAAAGUUGGUAGUGUUUGAGAAAAAAGUGAUUCUGGAAAAGUAAAAGUUGAUAGUGUUUGGUAAAAUAAGUAUUUUUUGUGUAAUAGAAAAAGUGAGAAGCAGUUUAAAGCACCCUUCUAACUGCUUCCAGCUUUUAGCUUUUAAGUGAUUAAUUUAAGCAGAAGCGGUCAUUUGAA